Molecule: messenger RNA, 201 nt
Organism: Clonostachys rhizophaga
Lineage: Eukaryota; Fungi; Ascomycota; Sordariomycetes; Hypocreales; Bionectriaceae
Source: the annotation of a GenBank genome assembly
AUGGACGAGGAUGAGAACGCGGAUCCGCUCGAUGCACUGGGGCUGAACAAGUUAUUCAGCGAGUUUAAGGAGAAGUAUGUCCAAUCUGGAUUUGAGGCUGACGGGAUCUCGACAGAGUUCGGCAAGUGCGUUCGGCAAGUGUUGUGGCGCCUUGCAACUGAAGGAUGCAACACUGUUAAUAAAUCUAUCACAGUCCGGUAA